Messenger RNA from Dromaius novaehollandiae (emu), 4716 nucleotides. RefSeq names its product dynein cytoplasmic 2 light intermediate chain 1 (gene DYNC2LI1). The record is from RefSeq and is a predicted model, not a curated record. Gene Ontology annotation, cellular component: membrane; ciliary basal body; axoneme. Bases 131 to 2998 code for a protein of 955 amino acids. Gene Ontology annotation, biological process: intraciliary retrograde transport; intraciliary transport involved in cilium assembly. The transcript is spliced from 23 exons. NCBI's taxonomy places the organism in Eukaryota, Metazoa, Chordata, Aves, Casuariiformes, Dromaiidae. Gene Ontology annotation, molecular function: ATP hydrolysis activity; ABC-type transporter activity; ATP binding.
GCCGCCGCCAUCGCCCGGACCGGAAGAGUCCGCACAGCCCUUUCCGCCCCGGCCCGCGGGACUCCACGUCCCGGCGUGCCCUGCGCGGUCCCCAUGGCGACGGGGAGCCGGGCCCCAGCGCCGAGGAGCGAUGCCCACGGGCAGUGAUACUUUAUGGGAUAUUGCUAUAGCGGAAGUGGAGAAAAGAGAAAACCCUGAAGGCGAUGGCAAGGGUGUGGAAAUUUCGGAAAAAUCCAUAUUAUUUAUGGGAAACAAAAAUGGGGGAAAAACUACUAUAAUACUGAGGUGUCUUGACAGGGAAGAGAUUCCAAAACCAACGUUAGCCUUGGAAUAUACUUUUGGAAGAAGAGUAAGGAGACACAAUACACCUAAAGAUGUAGCUCAUUUUUGGGAACUAGGUGGUGGAACCUCAUUGGUGGAACUCAUUCGAAUACCAAUCACUAGCAGCAACAUAAGGGCAUUUGCUAUAGUUCUUGUAUUGGAUCUGUCCAAACCUAACGAACUCUGGACUACUAUGGAAAGUCUUCUGCAGGUCACCAGGAACCAUGUGAACAAAAUUCUAACCAAACUGGGAAAGACAAAUCCUGAAGUAGCUACUGAAAUUAAACAGAGGAUGUGGAACAAUCUACAGAAGGAUCAUCCAGAUUAUGAGUUAGUUGAUCCUUUUCCAUUACCUCUGGUGAUAAUUGGAAGCAAAUAUGAUAUUUUUCAUGAGUUUGACUCUGAAAUGAGGAAAAUAAUAAGCAAGACGCUUCGCUUUGUUUCACAUUAUUAUGGAGCAUCAUUAGUGUUUACCAGUAAAUCUGAGGCUCUCCUGCAGAAAGCCCGUGUUCUUAUUAAUAACUUGGCAUUUGGCUUCGAUAAAAGUAAAUCUGUAUCAGUAGACCAUAGCAGACCUCUGUUUAUACCAGCAGGCCUGGAUUCGCUGAACCAGAUAGGACCACCACCUGCAUCUGAUAGCGAUAUUGGAAAACUGCGUGCAAAUACGCCAUUGGAACUGUGGAAAAAAGUAUUUGAGAAAACAUUUCCUCCCACGAGUUCCUGCGAUUUACAGUAUACCAAGGACCCUGCACAGGAUUUACAAUAUGCUGAGUAUGAAGUUGAUGUCAUGAGAGCUCAGAAAAAACAGGUUAAUGUGGCAGCUCAGAUUCCCUGGUAUGAGAACGUAGCACAGAUGAAAAUGCCGUGGACCUGGAACUCAGGUCCCGAUUCUCAUGUGUUAGUAAUCCAGAAUCUGAAUUUAAAAGUUCAAAGCGGUCAGAUGCUAGCUAUUAUAGGAAGCACUGCUGGUGGAAAGACGUCAUUGCUUGAUGUGAUAACCUGUCGGGAUCACGGAGGCAAAAUCAAGUCAGGUCACAUCCUGAUCAAUGACAAAACCAGCACUCCCCAGCUUGUUAAGAAAUGCAUCGCACACGUGCGGCAGGAUGACCGACUGCUCCCCCACCUGACUGUCAAAGAAACGCUAUUGUUCGUUGCCAAACUGCGCCUUCCGAAGUUUUUUUCAGAUUCACAAAGGAAAAAAAGGGUAGAAGACGUUAUAGCCGAACUUCGGCUGCGUCAGUGUGCAGACACACGGGUCGGGAAUGAGUACCUCCGUGGCAUUUCAGGAGGAGAGAGGCGGCGAGUGAGCAUUGGCGUGCAGCUGCUCUGGAACCCAGGAAUACUGAUACUUGAUGAACCCACAUCUGGACUGGACAGUUUUACUGCGCAUAACCUUGUGAUAACAUUAUCCAGGCUGGCCAGAGGAAACAGAUUAGUUCUUCUUUCAGUUCAUCAACCCCGGUCAGAUAUCUUUCAACUUUUUGAUUUAGUUCUUCUGCUGACUUCUGGAGUCACUGUCUAUUCUGGAACAGCUAGAGACAUGGUCCAGUAUUUCACAGAAAUAGGCUAUCCCUGCCCAAAGUACAGCAAUCCUGCAGAUUUCUAUGUUGAUUUGACCAGUAUUGAUAAACAGAACACAGAAAAGGAGUUGGAAAGCCAAAGAAGAGUAAAUACUCUUGCCAACUUGUUCCUAGAGAAAGUCAAAGACUUUGAUGAUUUCUUAUGGAAAGCUAAUGAAGGAGAUGAUGGUGCGAACACAUCCAGCCAACAAAGUUCCCAUGUAAAUUCAGAAGAGUCUGUUAACAUACCUUCUCAUUCAAGUGAUCAGUUACCAGGAGUCCUAAAGCAGUUCACGGUAUUAUUAAGUCGCCAAGUCUCCAAUGACUUCCGAGAUCUUUCAACGUUAUUAAUCCAUGGAUUUGAGGCCCUUCUCAUGUCAUUAUUAAUUGGAUUUUUGUACUAUGGCCAUGAAAAAACCAGACUCUCUAUUCGUGACACAACAGCACUGUUGUACAUGAUAGGUGCACUAACCCCAUUCACAGUGAUUUUGGAUGUUAUUGCCAAAUGUCAUUCAGAAAGAGUGAUGCUCUAUCAUGACUUGGAGGAUGGAAUGUAUUCUGUGAGUCCAUACUUCUUUGCUAAGAUUUUGGGGGAGCUCCCAGAGCACUGCGCUUUUGUUAUCAUUUAUGGGAUUCCCAUCUAUUGGCUGGCAAACCUCAGCCCCGAACCAGAACAUUUCCUUUUGAACUUCCUCUCCGUGUGGCUGGCUGUUUACUGUGCCCGUACCAUGGCGCUCUGGGUGGCGGCACUGCUGCCCACCUUGCAGCUGUCGGCCUUCUUCGGCAACGUCCUUUUCACGUCCUUCUACCUGAGCGGCGGUUUUGUGAUAAACUUGGAAAACCUCUGGACAGUUCCAUUCUGGAUUUCUAAAAUAUCUUUUCUUAGAUGGAAUUUUCAAGGCCUUAUGCAAGUUCAGUUUAAUGAACUCACAUACGAAAUGACUGUUGGAAACAUUACCCUUCACAUACCAGGGAAACUAGUAACUCAGUCUCUGGACCUGGAUUCACAACCUCUCUAUGCAAGUUAUCUCAUCCUCGCUGGUAUUAUUAUUAGCUUCCUGAUUUUAUACUACUUAUCUCUGAGGUUCAUCAAGCAGAAAUCACAUCAAAACUGGUAACAGCAAAACAUGCAGACGGGGCAGCAGGUUACAAGUCCCUUGCACAAAAACACUCACACCUUUGCUUAGCAUGGAAAGCACCCAAGCUUAAUUUUUGCAACCUUUGUAGAUGUCAUUAAAUGUUCGCAGCAGGAACAGGUAUCUGCACAGUGUGCAGCAAUGAAGUGAGUCCUGUGAACCACAGGAUGGCAGCAGAAUACCAACAGUGAGAAGCCAGGUUGUGCUCCUGGAUUAGACCAUACUGUCUCGGAUAAAGGAAACUAAAUUGAGACUUCCACAUUUUUAUUUUUGACAUAUGGUUUUAUAGGUGGCAAGAUGCAUCUGAGCUAUCUACAUCUUGUAAUAGCCUGUGCUAUGGGCUGUGGAUUCAGAAGGACCUAUCCCAAUUUAUGGUAGUUGAGGUUUUAGUCAAUUUUUCAAUGUAUAGUGAUCAUGUAUUUAAUUAAGGAACCUGUGAGAGAAACAGUAUUAGCACAUACAAAACACUUCGCUUUCUGUAGCAAGUAAAAUUCAGCACUCACAGAAUAAUGUAGAGGAAAGGAACAUGGAGAGAGAAUUUCACUAAAGCUUCAGGAGAAGCUGGUACAGACGAGGACAGAAAAUAUACUAAUUAUUCUGUGUUGCUUAUAAUUGCUCAAGUGCUUUAAGAUUUUGCCUGUGCUCUUCCACAUAUGUGCUGUUGAUGCCCAAAAUAAGUAUUUUCUCGCUGUAUUAAUGAUUUCUUGUUACAGAUAAAAUUACUUUACCUUCUUGUAUCCAUUUUUACAGUAUAAAUAAACACAAAUUGACUGUUACUAAUCACAUCUUUCUCCAUGCUGAUACACAUCAUAGCAAUUUGCCAAUUUUGAUUCCUAAGAGUCUCGGGUAGAAAAUAUCAAACCUGUCCACCCAAUAACUAAAAAUCUAAUGGCGCAAUCUAUGAAAUGCCUGUAAUCAUGCACCUACCUAUAUGUAGUCAUAAGACAAAUGCUCAGAAAAUUAGAUAAGGGCAGAUAAAUGGCUGUCAUUCAUGUGUAGUCAUGGUAAGCACACAUGCAAAUUAGGUGCACAAUUGUGCAAACAUUUUAUAUGAUUAGCUUGCUUGUUUUUAUAAUGUUUGGAUGCAUAGCUAGGUGUUUAUAUACAUAGUGCAUCUUCUGCUUUCAUUUAUUGAUGUGCUGUGCACACUCAAAAACUCCUAGUAUAAUCGGCUGUAUAAUGCCCCAGAUAUUGUUAUGUAAAUCUGAUUUUUUUUUUAAAAGAAGAAAUAAAAAUGAAAUACCACCAAUGUUUUAUUACUUCCUUUUGGCAAAUAGGGCUGCCACAUGGUUUUCCACAGAGGCCACACAGUAAUAAAUUCUGAGGAAGACCCUUGUCUAAAGACUUUAAGUCUGAAAAAAAACAACAGCUCCAGCCUUAUGCAGCAGUAGGAAUCCAAAACACUCCAAGGUUUUUCUGAGGCAAGUUCUACCAUUCCUUUCUCUCUCUGUUUCAUAUGAUUUCGAAAAAUACUCUUGAUCUUAUUCUAGUGCCAUUUUGAAAUUAUCAGAUUUCCAUUGCUUUCUAAUGGCAAAACCAAUUCUUUCAGUCCAAUUCAGCAUCAUUAAAUUGUCAGAAUAGCAGCUUCCUGUUUGAUUCUUAAUUAUUCCUUUUUAUUAUAUUUAAGACACUCAAUUUUUUAAAGUGGUUUACUCUUCUUUGUAAUGAUCUGUUGUGAUUAGAAUCUCUUUUAUAUUACA